AUCGCUGUGACGUCUGUGACCAUGGAUACGCUUGCAUUCCUCGGCCUGCGCGCUCUCGAGGAGACCCGUCUUCAUCCGGGGCUCUCGGCGCUCCGUGCGAGUCGCCGUCAGUCAGUCAGUCAGUCUGUCUGUCUGUCUGUCUGUCUGUCUGUCUCUGUGGAGGGAGGAGGGGCUCUGCCGGCUGGCUCGAGUUGGUCGUAGCGUUGCCCAGUAUGGCCGAGGAUGCUGAAUGGGUGCUGGAGAGUUUGCUGGGUUUCCUGGGCGGCCCAGCGUGGACGGCGGCCGUGACGGAGUUCGUGGAGCAGAGAUGCUCAGGUGUGGGCAGAGCAAAUCACUGCAUGGGCUGAACCACACACACACAGGGGGGCAGUGAUGGGAGUCCUAAUACCUGGGAGCACAGAGAGAGGGCAGUGAUGGGAGUCCUAAUACCUAGGAGCACAGAGAGAGGGCAGUGAUGGGAGUCCUAAUACCUGGGAGCACAGAGAGGGCAGUGAUGGGAGUCCUAAUACCUGGGAGCAGAGAGAGGGCAGUGAUGGGAGUCCUAAUACCUGGGAGCAGAGAGAGGGCAGUGAUGGGAGUCCUAAUAACUGGGAGCAGAGAGAGAGGGCAGUGAUGGGAGUCCUAAUACCUGGGAGCACAGAGAGGGCAGUGAUGGGAGUCCUAAUACCUGGGAGCAGAGAGAGGGCAGUGAUGGGAGUCCUAAUACCUGGGAGCACAGAGAGAGGGCAGUGAUGGGAGUCCUAAUACCUGGGAGCAGAGAGAGAGGGCAGUGAUGGGAGUCCUAAUACCUGGGAGCAGAGAGAGGGCAGUGAUGGGAGUCCUAAUACCUGGGAGCAGAGAGAGGGCAGUGAUGGGAGUCCUAAUACCUGGGAGCAGAGAGAGGGCAGUGAUGGGAGUCCUAAUAACUGGGAGCAGAGAGAGGGCAGUGAUGGGAGUCCUAAUACCUGGGAGCAGAGAGAGGGCAGUGAUGGGAGUCCUAAUGGGAGCAGAGAGAGGGCAGUGAUGGGAGUCCUAAUAACUGGGAGCAGAGAGAGGGCAGUGAUGGGAGUCCUAAUAACUGGGAGCAGAGAGAGGGCAGUGAUGGGAGUCCUAAUACCUGGGAGCAGAGAGAGGGCAGUGAUGGGAGUCCUAAUACCUGGGAGCAGAGAGAGAGGGCAGUGAUGGGAGUCCUAAUACCUGGGAGCAGAGAGAGGGCAGUGAUGGGAGUCCUAAUCUGGGAGCAGAGAGAGAGGGCAGUGAUGGGAGUCCUAAUACCUGGGAGCAGAGAGAGGGCAGUGAUGGGAGUCCUAAUACCUGGGAGCAGAGAGAGGGCAGUGAUGGGAGUCCUAAUACCUGGGAGCAGAGAGAGAGGGCAGUGAUGGGAGUCCUAAUACCUGGGAGCAGAGAGAGAGGGCAGUGAUGGGAGUCCUAAUACCUGGGAGCAGAGAGAGAGGGCAGUGAUGGGAGUCCUAAUAACUGGGAGCAGAGAGAGGGCAGUGAUGGGAGUCCUAAUAACUGGGAGCAGAGAGAGGGCAGUGAUGGGAGUCUUAAUAACUGGGAGCAGAGAGAGGGCAGUGAUGGGAGUCCUAAUAACUGGGAGCAGAGAGAGGGCAGUGAUGGGGUCCUAAUAACUGGAGCAGAGAAGAAGGGCAGUGAUGGGGUCCAAAUAACAUGGAGCAGAGAAAAGGGCAGUGAUGGGGUCCAAAUAACUUGGAGCAGAGGGGAGGGCAGUGAUGGGGUCCUUAUAACUGGGAGCAGAGAGAGGGGUUCUAAUAACUGAGAGCAGAGCGGGGGCAGUGAUGAGGCUCUAGAAAACUGGAAGCAAAGGUAAGGACAGUGAUGGGGGUCCAGAAAACCUGGCAGAGGGGGGUUCAGAUAACUGGGAGCAGAGGGCAGUGAUGGGGUCCAGAUAAAUGGGUACAGGAGAGAGGGCAGUGAUUGGGGUCCAGGUAAAAGGGGGAUCUGUAGCUCUUCAGCUGCAGGGAUCAGAUUUCAAAACCCUCUGUCAGUCCAAGUGUGAAGAUUUCCCAUGAUGCUUAGCUACACAGUGCUUUCAUCAUGGGGCACGUUAUUAAUAUUGUUCAUAUGGCGUUUACUUAUUCCGCAGCAUUUUACAAAAACAUGAAGUACAUUUAACAACAAUAAAUGAGACAAUUAAAAAUUGUUAAACAAAAUAGGUUGAUGAAGACCUUACUCAAAUGAGUUUACAUUGCAGAGAUAAUCCAUAACAGCUGGAGUGCCAAACAUUAGUAAAUUGCUGUUUACUCAACAAGUUAAAAGGUUACAUGGUACAUUGUAGUUUUAAAACAACUAAUGUGUAGAAUUGUAUAUGUUUUGUUCAGCAGAGACAGGGAUUUCAUGGAUUUUAAAUUAUUUGCCCGUAUGUCAAACGUGAUUUAGAACGGUUUGUUUUGGUACACCUAUCGUACAGUGCUGCAGAACUAUAACUAAUUAUAAUUUUCACCCCCCAAUAUCUAGUGGAAAUGUUAAUGCCUGUUAUUGGUAAUUCUACAUUUGUGGAAUAUAGACCAUAUCGUGUAGAGAAACCAAUACAAAAAGAGCAGAGGACCCUAUUUGAGCCUAGAUUUAGCAUUAACAGCCAUUUUAUACAAAUUACUUAGAGGGAUACUCCAGGCACCCAGACCACUUCUGCCCAUUGGAGUGGUCUGGGUGCCAACUCCCACUACCCUUAACCCUGCAACUGUAAUUAUUGCAGUUUUCAUAAACUGCAAUAAUUACCUUGCAGGAUUAACUCGUCCUCUAGUGGCUGUCUAGUAGACAGCCACUAGAGGGCACUUCCUGCUUCAUAGCACAGGUUUUCUUUGCUAGAGCGUCACUAAGGACCUCCAGCGUCGCUCAAUUCCCCAUAGGAAAACAUUGAAAAGCAUUUUCAAUGCUUUCCUAUGGAGAGCUCUAAUGUGCAUGUGCAGCAUUGCCUCGCAUGCGCAUUAGGUCUCCUCAGCCGGCAGCGGGAUCACUCUCCCCGCCGGCUGACGUGAUGAAGGGGAGGAGCGGCGGCGACCUGAAACCACCGCUAAGGGACAUUGGUGGGGGUCUGAGGUGAGUCACUGGAGCGGUUUUCACCCCGUCAGCAACCGGGAAUGGUGGGAGAGAGAGGGGACCUGCAGUGCCAGGAAAACAGAUUGUUUUCCUGGCACUGGAGAGUCCCUUUAAUAUAGCUAGCUUGUAAUCUUACAAUGUAAAAGUUUUUGAUGGGAACUUGGGACAAGAUGGUCAGGGGUAAACUUGAAAUUAUAUCUUGUUAAAAAAAAAUAAAAAAAUAUUCAUUAACAUAUGAUAUUUUAGUUUGCUCAUUAAGAAUAUCAUUAUUUGCAGUUUUUGAUGACGAUGAAGAGAAUAAACUAUCAUUCACAGAGAUUCACCAUGAGUACAAAGAGCUGGUAAGUAUUAUUUCUUUUAACGUACAUCUAGUAAAUGUGUGUUCCUGGUUAAUCAUGGCAGCAUAUAACAUGGGUUAGCUCCUCCCCCAGCCAAUAUGACAGGAAUACCAAUUAAAUAAUUCAAUUAAUCCAUUAACCUUUAGGUAUAAGAGAUCCUAGAAUCCUUGGUUCCACAGUCUUUUUUUUUUUUUUUCUGUCCUCCUAGCCAGACAGGACAGCUUGUAUUCAAUACAAAAGGUUUUUAUUUUAUGCUCACCUGGCUAUUACUAUAGCCCUUUCCCCCAGAGGUCAGCCUCUCUCUGUAGGAAGACCAGGCACAAGUAGCUGGGGACCCCUGGGAGCUGAAGAAGUUAGUUACCCUCUGGCAAGUAAGGAAAUACUGGCAAUUAGCAAGCCCUGCAGGUAUGUGGUAUAUGUAUUUGGCGCCAUUCUUCCUCGUCAGGACCCGGACACCGACGCAUGCGCAUUGGAGGAAUUGCACAAGUAGCCCGAUUCCUGCUAGGAGAUAAUAUGGCGGUUAAGGUUGCUCGUGGCUAAUCGCGCACGCAUGAAUAAUUAAAGACGCUGUGCGCCAAAAAUAUUUAAAGGAGCAAUUUUGGUGUUUUGCCACAAAAUUAAAGUGGCAGUAUAGGAUUACACAUCUCUGAUGCUGGAAGUGCUCUCUGUGAUUCAAAUCUCAAUAUCUAUACAGGUACAAGGAUUUUUUUUGUUUUUGUUUUUUUUCAUCAAGUGAAUUCUCUCUGAAUUUCUAACAUUCCUCCAGAUUAAUUUAAAUUUAUUUUAGCCUGUUUUCCUUUUUAAUGAUGGAUCAUUCUCCAACUUCAGCAAAGUCUGCAGCAAUAAGCCAUAGGUGAGCAUCAUUCUGAUUUUUUUAACCCCUAUUAAGCUGCUAUAAUAAAAAGUGUACACUACAGGGUACAGUCUCUUGACUUCUGUAUUCACAGUCCUCAAGACCGGCCCAGCCCUAGAUCUCCUCAGAAUUGGUGGAAAUACAUACACCAGAUGAAAUGGCCAUUUCCCUGAGAGGGCAUCUUGUGCUAAUGCCUGCGGAUGAAAUCUCCUUGACAGGAAGCAUGGAAGAUGAGAAUUCUGAGCCGUGGCCAUUAGGUCCACUUGUGGAGAAGGGAUAAGCCGGCAGCCUGCGCUAGAUGUGGCUCAAGACCAUUGGAAAACUGCAGGCUCUUAGCACGGGUUUCGGAAUUGGAGUUCCAACAAUCUCCCCAAGCUUCUACCUCAGCCCAGGAUAUAGCCUCGUGGAUCAAACGGGCAGUAGCAGAAUCACACAGAGGCAAGCGUCCUAGAUGUGAAUAUCUCCAAGUAGAUCCUGAUUCAUUAGAGGAUGAAUUUGGACAAGAUUCAGGAUACUUGGAUUUAGAACAGAUGUUUUCUAGUGAAGAUAAAUAUUCCUGUCUGCUAGACUCCAAGGCUAUAGAACAUUUGAUUACUGUGGUAAGAAGAACGCUGGAAUUACCUGAUGAGGUCCUAGAAACCUCAGCCGUGGACUGACAUUUCGGGGAUCUCAAUAGAAAUAAACCUUCCUUUCCGGUGCAUAAAUCCAUUAAGGAUCUUUAUAAGCAAUGAGUGGAAUAAACCAGAAAAAAAGAUUUUCUUUUCAAAGCAGACUUCCUAUGCUAUACCCCAUCUGAGAAGAGGACUCCAGGCUGUGGACCUCUAAUCCUAAGGUGGAUGCCUCAUUUAUCAAAGUGGCUAAGCGCUCUAUCCUUCCUAUUGAUUGUAAUGCUUCCUUUAGGGACCCAAUGGAAAAAAGAAUAGUUGCAGACCACUGUGUUUUUUAGCAGCUAGUACAGGAUGUCCUCCUGCAGUUUUUAUUUCUGCCAUGUCCAGAGCCCUAAGAUUAUGGAUCCUGGACAUUAAAGAGGAUUUUGAUAAAAGUGUUAAAAGACAAUAUAUUGCAGAUUCAUUAAGGAAGGUCAGAUUAGCCAGCGAAUGGCUUUUAGAAGUGUCCACAGACAUGAUCAAAGUCAUGUAGAAGGUUCUCGGCAGCAGAGGUGUUAUUUGGCAAACCCCCUGAAGAAGCUAUCAAAAAGGUAUUGGACAUCAAGCAAGUAUUCCUUCCACAAGAUAGAAGACCAAGAAGACCGCCAGUAGAACGUCUCUCUUGUAGAGAACACCCUGCCUAUAGAGAGAGUAAGGCAGACAGACCUGGUCAAGAAUACUACAGACCAGCCACUUGGAGAAAUGGUCAAACCAGUUUCCUUUCGUUCUUAUAAACAAUUCUGAAGGUUACGACACCCAGACACCUUUGGUGGGAGCAAGACUUAUUCAUUUCCAAAGGGUCUGGGCAGAGAUCCUAGACAGAUGAGUAAGGUCAAUUAUUACAGAAGGCUAUUCUCUGGAAUUUAUGGACAUUCCCCGAUCAAGAUUUAUAAAAACAAGUUUACCCCUGAAUAGGGAUCGACCGAUUAUCGGUUUUACCGAUAUAAUCGGCCGAUAUUCGGUAUUUUCGGCAAUAUCGGUAUCGGCCAAUUCAGAUACCGAUAUUGCCGAUAAUACCUCCUAGGACCGCCAGGCUCAUUACAAGCCCGGCGGUCCUGGGGGGGCGGAGAUCAAGCGCUUACUCACCUCCCAGCAGCUCCCCAGUGCAACUCUCGCGAGACCCGCGGCCGUCAGAGCGUUGCCAUGGAUCACCAUGGCAACGCUCCGCGCGACACGCUGGCCGCGAGAGUUGCACUGGGGAGCUGGAGGAGCUGCUGGGAGGUGAGUAAGCGCUUGCUCCGCCCCCCCAGCUCAGCCAAUACCACUGGACCACCAGGAACUGUCAUAUCCCCCCUCCCUGGCCAGGUAACAAGCAGGGAGGGGGGACAAAAAAUAAUAAUUAAAUAUAUAUAUAAAAAAAUAAUUUAAUAAAAAAUUCCCCCUCACACAAUCCAUUAUAUACACAGACACUACACAAACACACUGUGUAUAUAAUGCAGUGUGUGUUUGUAUAGUGUGUGUUUGUAUACAAUGCACACAAAUACACUGCAUUAUAUACACACACUAUACAAACACACACAAACUGCAUUAUAUACACACACUAUACAAACACACACAAACUGCAUUAUAUACACACACUAUACAAACACACACAAACUGCAUUAUAUACACACACAAACUGCAUUAUAUACACACACUAUACAAACACACUGUGUAUAUAAUGCAGUGUGUGUUUGUGUAGUGUGUGUUUGUAUACAAUGCACACAAAUACACUGCAUUAUAUACACACACUAUACAAACACACACAAACUGCAUUAUAUACACACACUAUACAAACACACUGUGUAUAUAAUGCAGUGUGUGUUUGUGUAGUGUGUGUUUGUAUACAAUGCACACAAAUACACUGCAUUAUAUACACACACUAUACAAACACACACAAACUGCAUUAUAUACACACACUAUACAAACACACUGUGUAUAUAAUGCAGUGUGUUUGUGUAGUGUGUGUAUAUAAUGCAGUGUAUUUGUGUAGUGUGUGUAUAUAAUGCAGUGUAUUUGUGUAGUGUGUGUAUAUAAUGCAGUGUAUUUGUGUAGUGUGUGUAUAUAAUGCAGUGUAUUUGUGUAGUGUGUUUAUAUAAUUCAGUGUGUGUUUGUGCAGUGUGUAUAUAAUGCAGUGUGUGUGUUUGUGUAGUGUUUAUAUAAUGCAGUGUUUGUGUGUGUAGUGUGUGUAUAUAAUGCAGUGUGUUUGCAUAGUGUGUGUAUAUAAUGCAGUGUAUUUGCGUAGUGUGUUUAUAUAAUGCACACUAUACAAACACACUGCAUUAUAUACACACACUAUACAAACACACACUACAUUCACUAUACACACACUACACAAAUACACACACACACUCUGCAUUCAUUAUAUACACACACACUUUGCAUUUAGUAUAUACAGCAUUCACUUUACGCACACUACCCACACACUACACAAACACUCUGCUUUCAUUAUAUACACACUACACUAAUACACACUGCAUCCACUACACACACUAAACAAAUACACACUGCAUCCACUAAACAAACACACAUUGCAUCCUCCACACACACUACACAAACACACACUGCAUCCACAACCCACACACUACACAAACACACACUGCAUCCACUACACACACACACACUACACAAAGACACACACUGCAUCCACUACACACACACUACACAAAGACACACACUGCAUCCACUACACACACACACAGCUCCCCUGUCACACUGCAUCCACUACACGUGGCAUGUAUAUUUUGUGCAUUUACCUUUAGAAAUAGUUUUUAUUUUCCAAAAUGGUAAAUGUACAGAAUAUCGGCAAAUUAUAUCGGCUAUCGGCCUGAAAGUUCACAGAAUAUCGGUAUCGGUAUCGGCUCUAAAAAAUCAAUAUCGGUCGAUCCCUACCCCUGAAUCCUGUGAAAAGGAAGGCUUUGAUUCAGUACACAGGAGACCUUCUAUAGCAUCAGGUGAUUGUACCAGAACGACAAAAAGUUUGAGGUUUCUAUUCACCUCUCUUCCUGGUGAAGAAGCCAGAGUGAAAAUGGAGACUCAUUCUAGACCUUGACCAGCUCAAUGUACAUCUGAGGAUAAAGAAAUUCCGAAUGGAGUCUCUUUGCUCUAUUAUACUGGUGGUACAUCAAAGAGACUGGCUGAUAUCACUGGAUCUCAAAGAUGCAUACUUCCAUAUUCCGAUAGCGCUUCAUCACCAGAGAUUCCUCAGAUUUGAAUAGAUGAACAACAUUUCCCGUUUCAAGCAGUGCCAUUUGGGAUCAGCACAGCCCCAUGGACCUUCUCAAAGGUACUGGUAACUGUUAUUGCGUUACUUAGAAAGAAGGGAAUGUCAUAUUCCAUUAUCUCGACAAUACUCUGAUAGUCGCUCCAGAGUAUGAGAUACUACUGACACAUCGCGUAAUAGUGCUACAGACUCUAGAACGUUUUGACUGGUUGAUCAAGUAUCAGAAAAGUCAACUUCUUCCUUCCAGGUAAAUGGUCUUUUUAGGAGCCAACUUCAACACCAUAUCAGCAGUGGUUUCUCUGGCUCAUGACAGAAAAUUGAAUCUUCUCUCACGCAUCCAAGAAUUCCAAGCUAAGAUGUCGGCCACAGCAAGGAAGUUUGAGGAUCAUAGGCUCCCUUUCAUCCACAAUAGGCCUAGUCAGAUGGGCUCAGUGGAACCUCCGCUCUUUGCAGAAAUACUUUCCGAGCAGACAUCAGAUGAGGAAGACAUAAUAGCAACUCUCCAAACAAGUCUUUCAGCAACUGGUCCUGAAGGAGGGGUGGGGGGUGGGGGGGCUUCCACAAGUGGACCUAAUGGCCACGGCUCAGAAUUCUCAUCUUCCAUGCUUCAUGUCAAGGAGAUUUCAUCCGCAGGCAUUAGCACAAGAUGCCCUCUCAGCGAAAUGGCCAUUUCAUCUGGUGUAUGUAUUUCCACCAAUUCUGAGGAGAAUCUCCAAAGAACAGUGCAAGAUAAUAUCAUUCCAUUCUGGCCCUUAUGCCCAUGGUUUCCACUCUUAAAGAGCCUAAUGAUAGACAAUCCAUGGUAAUUUCCAGUGUCCAGGAAUCUUCUGUCUCAAGGACCUCUAGUUCAUCUAGAGCCCCACAAACUGUGUCUUCAUGCCUGGCUCUUGAAAGGAAAUCCUUAAGGGAACGGGGAUUUCCAGAGGAAGUGGUUUCCACCUUACUAUGCAUCAGAAAUACUUCUACUUCCUCCACAUAUUAAGAUAUCUAAAAUCUCCUUCCCUUUCCCAGGUAUUUGGGUUUUUUACAGGCGGGUUUGGAUAGAGGCCUAGGUCUGAACAGCCUUAAGGUUCAUUUUUCCGCUAUCUCUGCCAUUUCAGGCAUCAGAUGGGCAGAAAACCCCAUGGUGAUCUGCUUUAUGAAAGCAGUAAUCAGGAUUAGACCACUAAUACGGGCCUUUACAUGUCCCUGGGAUUUGCCUUUGGUUUUACAGGCCUUGAUGGAACAUCCAUACGAACUACUGGAAAUUUUUUUUUCAUGUUAUCCCUUACACAGAAGACUAUACUUCUUUUAGAAUUAGUAUCUGCUAGAAGGAUGGCAGACAUAAGAGGACUUUCAGUAUAAGAACCUUUUACCACAUUCUCUCAUGACAAGGUCAUUCUCUGUUCCAGACCAGAAUUUCUGCAUAAUGUAGUCUCUCCAUAUCUCCUAAACCAGGAGAUUGUUCUUCCAGUCUACUUUCAGAACCCAUCUAAUUCUGAGGAAGAAAGGUUUCACACGCUGUACCUCAAGAGGUGCCUUUUAGUCUAUAUCCAACUAACCAAGCCAUGGAGAAAGUCUCCACAAUUCUUUGUUAUUCCUUGGGGUUCCCGUAAAGGUGAAGUUGCCUCUGUGCCUACUCUCCGCUCCUGGAGAGUCUCUCUACUAUUUCAAGAGUGUAUAAGAUUCAAGGUAUUCCGGUUCCAAAAGGUAUAUGUGUGCACACUUUACCAGAUCUAUUGCCACUUCAUGGGCUGCAAAGUAUGGAGUUUCACCAGUGAGCAUCUGCAAAGCAACUAAUUGGUCUUCUCUGAAAAUACUUAUUCAUUAUCGACUGGAUGUUUCCUCAGAUCCUGAUAAGCAAUUUGGUCUUUCAGUCUUAAAUUCUUGUUAUUCUCAAAACAAACAAAGAUCAUGGGCAUGUAUUCCCUCCCUGUGCUGUUUACUGCUUGGGUAUCCCCCAUAUGUUAAAUGCUGACAUGAUUAGCCAGGAAUAAGAACAAUUUAUUCAUUCUUACCGUAAUUGUUCUUUUCCUGGCUAUUCAUGGCAGCAUUUGGGUUUCCCACCCUUAAAUUAAAUUGGAUUAGCUUGCUACUAGACUGGGGAACCAAGGAUUCUUGGAUCGCUUAUACCUAAAGGUUAAUGGAUUAAUUGAAUUCUUUAAUUGGUAUUCUUGUCCUAUUGGUUGGGGGAGGAGCUAACCCAUAUGUUAAAUACUGCAAUGAAUUCUAGCCAGGAAAAGAAAAUUACGGUAAGUAUGAAUAAACUUUCCUUAAUUGUACACUGAAUUUAAGUGAGCAGCAUAUAAGAGACUCUAUAUUGUAUUUGUUUCAUGGGCAAAUAUUUCUAUAAUGCAUUAUCACUCCUUUGCUGCAAAUUAUUUGUGUAGUCAUCAGACUAUCCCAGGUGUCCCAUGAAGAGUUUACUUGCUGUAUGUAUUCUAGGAUAUUAUACAAAAAGUAGAAGUGGUGUAGAAUGCAGUAACAUUCUACAGUGACAUACAUUUAAUUUUGAAAUGCUCAUGUUGAACUUUUAUUUUUAUUUGCCUCCUCUGAAUAAAUAACUUAAGUAAACAUUGCAACAGUGUUACAUGGGAAAUAUCUCCUUUUACCAGUAUUGCUUUCAAGAAAUUAGUUUUGUUACAGUAUUUUGAUUAUGAAACUUAUUAAGAAUUACAUGGAUUAACACAAUGUUUUCAUGUCUCUAAAGGUGGUUUUUUUUUUUUUUUUUUUCAUAAUGUUAAGAACUGCAAAUUUCCUCUUGUUUAAAAGUAAAGUGUCAAUUGUCCUUCAGGUGGAAAAGCUUCUCGAGUGUCAUCUGAAUGAAGUUGGCAUUAAUGAAGAUCAAUUUCAGCAAGCGUGUGCUUCUCCACUUACUCGAUCCCCAGAAGUCCAGGUUGCAUUCUUUUUGUUUAAGAAGGCAUACAUGAUUAUAUCUAUGUAAAUUGAUGUGAAAUUUUGUACCAGUUUAAUGAGGUUAAAGUGAUAGAUUUAUCACAAUUGAGAUGAUUAUCCGCUAAAAGAGAAUGCAGUGCAGUGUUACAUCUGCCUGAUAAUGCACACACAUAUUCUAGGUAGUUCAUUAAUAAAAUAAAUGUAAAAACACACAGAAAUCGAACUAAUCAUUUUUAAAAAAAUCUAUAAAUGUUCUAUGCUUUUUACGUAAUGAUUUAUAUAAAAAUGUCACACCGUGUUUGUUUUUUUGUUUUUUGUUUUUAAAGUGAAGGAUUUGUUGCAAAGGUGUAAACCACGGCUCAGUACUUGCUCUUAGCACAAAUCCAUGCCGACAAUCUUUUUAAGGAUAAAGCAGAUUAAGAGUCAUUUGACUCUACUAACCUUACGGGAAUUAACGUCUAUGGUUUGACGGUUAUGUAACGGUCUCAAGUACUUUAAUGGUUUAGUUCAAAUAAAAUUAUGUAAUGUAAAAAAAUUUCUAUUAUGUAUGUAUAGAUUUAAAAAAUAUUUGGGGUUGUGGUGACAUGGUUUUUAUUCUGUGGUAUUUGAAAAUGAAACUAAUGCUUUGUUAAUUGGAAUGCUUGCUUUUUAUGUAUAAUUGUAUGAAACUUUGCAAACUGCUACUCUUUUUUUGUAAUCACACCGAGACACUUUUAUUUUUCGUGGUUCAUACCUUAAAAACAGUAUUUUCAUCUAUAUCUGUAUGUCAUCAAUAUAGACAUAACUCCCAACAUUUCAGUGAGCGUGAUGGCAAUGUGUUUCUAGAAUAGCACUGAGCUCAUCCAGCUUAAUGACUAGAACAGCAGACGAUAUAAUAUGUAUAUAGCCUGCUAUAUGGAUUACAUUUUAAUUCUACUCCUAGCAAACAUCCAUUAAUCAUUAUAUGAAUGGCUUACUAUAACUGUGUUUUGUUUUUAUUGUUUUACUUCAUAGCUCUUUGAAAACAUACUCUUUAGUGUAGGUCAGCAUUGACUAAAUGUUAGAUCCCAAGCAAUUAUAUCUUCCAUGAUCUGUGUUUAAGAUGGGCAAAAAAAUGAUAGGAGCUAAAGAUGUGGAAUAGCCUGAGAUCUACGUUUUAGACACAACUGCUAGAAUUGGAAACACUCCAAAUAUAUUUUUGCAGGACAUACAUUAAUCAAAGAGCCAAUGUCUAUAGAGAAGGAACAUGUACGCAGACCUUGGCAUGCAAAAUAUCAAUAAUUUGUAUUUCUUAAUUUUUAGACUUUUUUACAGCCUGUAUAUGCUGUUGAAGAUUUUACAGUAUUUAAAGCUAUGAUGGUACAGAAAAACAUUGAACUACAAUUGCAAGCUAUUAAAAUUAUACAAGAGAGAAAUGGUAACAGCAAUUUUACUUUUCUGUAUUUACAUGCACGUUUACUUUUACAAUUAUUUACACACAUGGCUUUCAUUGUAAAAUUAGCUGGUUUUCUCAUUUACAUUUUUGUUCAGAAGAAGCAUUUUCCCCAUCAGAGUACAGUCUUGAUAUGAGUUUGUUUUGAGCAUUUGUUGAAAUGAAGAGCUGUGUCUUGCAUUAAAGGACCACUAUAGUGCCAGGAAAAAAAACUUGUUUUCCUGGCACUAUAGUGUUAAUAGGUGUGUCCCCCCUCCCGACAGGCUGAAGGGGGAGGAAGGGGUUAAAUUCUUACCUUUCUCCAGCACCGGUCUCCCUCGGCAAUGGGGACUCUCCUCCUCCUUUCGACGUCAUUGGCUGAAUGCGCAUGCGCGGCAACAGCCGCACGUGCAUUCAAUCAGUCCAUAGGAAAGCAUUUCUCAAUGCUUUCCUAUGGAUGCUGGCGUCAUCUCACAGUGAAAAUCACAGUGAGAAGCGCGGAAGCGCCGCUAGCGGCUGUCAAUGAGACAGCCACUAGAGGCUGGAUUAACCCACAUGUAAACAUAGCAGUUUCUCUGAAACUGCUAUCUUUACAGCAGGCAGGGUUAACCCUAGAUGGACAUGGCACCCAGACCACUUCAUUGAGCUGAAGUGGUCUGGGUGCCUAUAGUGGCCCUUUAAAUACUUAAUAGGCAAAUCCUGUAUAUUUUAAUUCUAUAAAAGCUGAAAAUUAAACUACAGCUCCCAUAACAUGUUGCUUUGCACAUAAAGCACUGCUUUAUCUUUGUUUUUGCACUAAGCUGUCACCAAACUAAGAACGGGCUGUCCCAAUCAUGCUUGCUUAACAUUCUACAGCACUGAAGAACUUAUCCCAAAUGUGCAGAGCAACAUUUUAUGGCUGUUGUAGUAUGAAGGUUUGAAUUUUUCUUAAUAUAUUUCUUAAUGCAUUGUCUACUACAUAAUAUCUUAAGCUAUUCAUUUUGUUGGGUUCCUCAAAAUUUGUAUUCUUUAAUGUGUAGGUGUGCUUCCUGACUGUUUGCAGGAUGGUGCAGAUGUCAUUUCUGAUCUAGAAGAACAGGAGAAUAAGCUAAUAACUGAAGCAUUAAGGUAAGAAUGGUUACAAUAUUAUUGUGACGAGCUUUUAUUCCUGCAAAGAUGUUCAGCUCAGAACUGAGCCUCUUAACCUCUUGCUGGUGGAAUCGUUGAGGAAAUAGCGUAAUGAAGGCACCCCUUAAGCAUGCAAUCACUAGUUACUUAGGACACUGGGCUAGGGUGGUGUUUAAGGGUUUGGAUGGUUGGUUUGUGUAUUUAGGUUAAUUUAGCCAUACACGUAAAUAUAAAUGGGGGGGGGGGGAGAGAGACGUUAAAUGGUUUGCUUUGACCCAGAUAUGUAGAAAUGUUUUAUUUCUGCUCAGGGGCAUAUGCCAUCAUAUAAAUGUCAGAAUUUGAGCAAAGUCAGGAUAAUGAUAUGGUGUCACUUUACUGCAGUGAAACUUAUGAAAAUGUCAAAGCGACAGUCAAAACAUUUCCACUGGUUGCUAGGCAAUCUUGCUCCUUAUAUAGCUGGGAGGUAUUUCUCUGGGUGUAUAAACGAGAAUAGAGAGGAGGACCAAUAGUGUAGUAUAUCUUGCUUUAUGGAGGACAUACAACACAACAUAAAAGUGCCCACUCACAUAUGAAGGAGCUUAUGUACCAGCUCCAGUGUAAAUGGCAUGCAGUGGUAUAAUUCCCAUUUAUGGAAAAAUAGCAUGGAAUUUUUGAAAUUUGUGGUUAAAUGAUGUCAUAGAUCAUGUAUAAUAUACUAAUCCUUUGAUUUGUGCUUCUCAGGAUAUCAAAGGAAGAAUAUGAGAAGGAACAGUUGCGUAGAGCUACAAAGGUGAGCAAAGUCUGUUUACUAAAAGCUUCAGCUUUUGAAAGUCAGUUUUUCAAAUUCAGUUUCUUUUGAAAAGUGAAAACACUACAUAUUUGAUUGGAUUUUGCAUGUUCUAAUCUGAUUCAUUUUUAUUCCAUCAAAACACUUUACAAGAGAGGUUUUAUUUAAAUCCAGUCCAUCUUCUUAAAUGAAGCGUAAGCAAUUAUAGGAGGGGGGGAGAAAACAAAAUAGGUUGUGUUUUUUUUUCUUUUAUUGUUAAUAUAGAACCUUAUGGAGGAAAAACUUUUUUUUUUUUGUAAAUAUGUGUUUAUUUUUGAAGUUUUGCUGUAGCAUAUACAAUCAAACAUGCAGUAGUGAGUCGGGAGACACGCAGGUCUCAUGUACAGUAACAUUUAGUUUAAUAUUUGACAUUUACACAGUAUUCCUUGAGACUUGUAGGCUUUAUUAUCCUCAUGUGUCUAUAAAUUCCGUAUCUCCUUUGUUUCUUUUCCCUUUUUCUCUCCUUCCCUCCCCGCUUCCCCUCCAUCCUAUAGUUCCCUUCCUCCCAUCCUUCCCUUCCCAUUCCUUUUCCUUCUCCUUUCCUCUCCUUUCCCUUCUUCCCUCCUCCUCCUCCCCCCUUUUUUCUCCCCCCCCCCUCUGUUUUGCAUUCCCUGGUAUCGUGGGAUGUUUCUUUUACCGUGGGGUUAGGGCUAUCACAUUGUGCUAUGGGAGUCCCUAUCACAUGGUUCGCUGUGUUCUAUCCGUGUAUUGGCGCAGUCGCCUGGCGUCGGUAGCCCCCUACCUUCUGGGCUUCUGUCUUUGUCUGAUAUCAUCCGAUUUUCCGGUGUGAGCGGGUUUACCAGAACCCUUUAGUUCUCCGUCUCGUGCGUUUUAUUCUUGUGUUGUGUGUUAUUCUGUGGCAUAUUUGUGUGCUGCUGUUGAUCUUUACAUUGUGUUGGGCUUGUCUUACGGUCCUGGGUCUCCCUUCCCUUGUUAAUGGAGGAAAAACUUGAGUAGGAUAUCCUAAAUGAUUCUUUGAAUUCUCUUGUUUUGUAAUGAUGUUUUUUUUUUUUUUGUGUGUUUUUUUUAAUUUCUUUUUGAUGGGCAGCCCAGGCCUUGAAGAACCCUGUGCAAAAGACAGAAGUAAGGCCUUUUUCUCCAUUCUAUUAAUACUUGACCAUCAAUAAUAAUUGUCAUCAUUUAAUUUAGAUAUAAAAGCCACUUUUAACAUAAAACAGUCAAUCUCUUAGAAAUACACAUAUUUUACAUGUGAGUGUCUGUGUGUAAUAUCAUUAUAUGAAAUGUGACAGUGGGUUUUUGUGGAUGUACAUGCUCAUCCUGUAUGUGCACUAAUUUAUGUAUGUCCAAAUACUUUCUAGUUGUUUUUUUGUAAAUUUAUUUUUUAUUGUAUGUGCUUGAGUGUGCACGCAUGCAAUUUAUUUUUUUCUUUUAUAGUGCAUAAGCGUAUAACAGUUGCUUGAGAGGUACCCCAAAGGCAAUCCUCUAGCACAUUAUGAACAGUAUAACAUGGAGGUACAGGGUAAAACAAGCACUUUUUUUUUUUUUUUUUUUAAUGUAAGAAUAUAAACAGUAGUGCUGUACUUUGUUUAGGUAUUGGUAUAACAGAGCAUAGAGUGACAUCACUUAACUUCCUAAACAAGAGGUUAUUUUGCUGCGUCAAGAGCUAAUCAGGCUAUAAGUAGGUGACCGCUGGGGUCUGACUCGAGCAAAAAUGACUCCACAUGAAAGUCCCGGUGUGUGGCAAGUUAAGCUUCAUGGGAUAUGCCAAUGUGACCGACAUCUGGGUGUUUGGUGUGUGUGGUGGCUAGGUGUGUGUCAGGCUAAGGUAAGGCAAAGGAUAGAGUCAGCAUUAACCCCUUCAGACCUCUGCGAGCGUGAGCGCUGUAUAGGCUUGUCAAAUAGAGCUUCACCCAUAGUGGUAAGGUAUGGCUCUAGUGAGGCUAUGCUGUGGAUAUGUCAGCCUAUACCCCUCAUUGGGAAGUCCCGGUCAUUGCCUUGGUGAGUCUCUCUUUCGGAGCCCCUCGACGUGGUGUCUCUGACGGGUUUCAGCUCUGGUGGUACCUUGGGGGGUGACAGGGCCUUGGUAGUCUGUUGCCAUUGCGUACCGUGGGGCUAGCUUGUCAGCUUUCCGCUUAGGUAGAGUCUUCCAGCGGGGACUGGGAUAUCCCCCACCGGUCCAUGAGGGGGGGUAGGUUGCACUUGUGGGCUCCGUCGCCGAGGAGAGCAGCAGUCUCCCCCCCGGCUCUAGCCCCAGCAGGCCGCGGCCAUAUCUCUGUGCUCCCGGCUCCAGCAGGCCCCGGGGUGGUGUCUAUCGGUUUGACGGUGCACCCCCGGCAUGGGUGGUGCACCAUUGAGGGUCGUUGUGCCAUAUAGCUGCAGCUUUUCCCCGUUUUUAUGGCCCGUCCUGCAGGAGCUCAUGGCAGACGCGACCGCACGGCUCGGCGUCCAGGCGCCGCACCUCCGCAUGCAAUCUUUUAUGAGCCCUAUGUAAAGUGCAGUUUCCAUGAUGUUAUCCAGUCUUAUGAACGGAGUAUUGCAAAAACUCACAACAUCUUUAGCCUUUUAAGGAUGGAGGCUAUUUUCCAAGUUCUGAACCAAAACAAAACCUAGAUCUCUGAACCCCAAAGUCUAUUGUGGGCAGUGUGGUGGAACCUUCUCUGUGUGUGCUUAUGAUCGCUGAAGUCAAACACCAUUGACGUCUGCUUGCAUUCAGGGCAUUAGCUUAGUGGAAAACUUUGCAAUCGUGAAAUUAGUUUAGGCACUUGUUCUUCCAUUGUAUUAUUAUUAUAUAUACUAAAGUUAAUGUGAACUGAAAAGGUCAUGAAAAUAUCACUCUCUUAUAAAAUAUUUUUGAAAUACGAAUAUUGACUGCACUGGAAUUUCAGUGACCGUAUGGAGUACUUGUGUAAUGGUUAGUGGCAAGAUUGACUAGAUUCCAUUGUUACAUUUUGUAUAAUUUUGAAAUGGGCUAAUUGCCUGACAUUAUGGCCCUUAGAGCCAAAUUAGAAAUGCAAAUUGAGUGAGAAUUGAAAACAAUUCUGCAAAACGUAGGCCAAAAUAGGGAGAGUUGUAGAAUUUCACCAAAUUUAGCAAGUUUGUUUUUAGCAUAGCUGAAAGAUGCACCAAUAUUAUACAGGGGGCAGUCUUUGGACUUUCAGGUGCAGCUCCCUGGAAGUUAGCACCAACACACCAGCUUGUUGAUAUGAGAGGCUGGAAGAGUAAUUGAUGGAAAUGUCUUCUAGGAGUAGCUACAAGUUCCACUUUAAAGCCUUGUUUUGUCAUUUUCCUGAAUUACGUAAACAAAGACUGCAGUAUGGUGCAAAUCUUUCUGAGCGUUUUAGGUCAGCUAACUGCUUUUAUAAGUAGAUAACCAAACUAGAAGUGCCCCAAUUCUGAGGUCUCUGAGCACUGGGGCUGCAGGUGCUUUGAAACCUACUAAUCAGAGCUUUCCCCUACUCUUUAACCAUUGCAGUACAUAGACAAGUCCCCCUGCAACACAUUUUGUUUAAAUUUUUGCUUGCAUCAAUAAAAGGAAAACAUAGUUUUGUGUCCCUUUUUAAACACUCAAACCUAUUGCAGUGGUACACAUUUUAAGUGUAAGGUAAUCUUGUUUAUCAUAUUUCACAGAAUACUGAUACUAGAUGCCCAGUUGAAGUUUCAAGCAGUUCAGUGGAAGUUUCAAAACCUGAAAUCCCUAUCAGUCGUACUGAAUCAAUAAACCAUACAGGUAAAUAUUUAUUUGUAAUUUAAAUACAAACUUGACAAAGCCUUUUGUAUUUUACAUAUAGAUGUAAUUUAUCUUUCGCCGUAUAUUUGUGUCCAGACUAUAGAAUUUUAUAUAUAUAUAUAUAUAUAUAUAUAUAUAUAUCUCUAUCUAUCCCUUCCUUUCCCCCCCUUCUCCCUCCAAGCAUUUAUGAUUUGAAACUCUAAAGUGUGUGUCCGUUCGUCUCUCCCCUCCAGCCCUCAAAAAAGGUUAUGGUGGGGAAAAAAUGUGAUUGAAACCCCCUUCCACCUGAAGUCUGUGGAUAGUUAAUACAAUGUUAAACAAAAAUCUGCACACCAGUCUAGCCAUAAGACUUGCUUUUCCCACAGAAAUCACAAAUCUGCAGUGAUGUUACUACCGCAAAGGAUUCUGGGUUGGCAUAUCACAUUUUUGCCUCAUUCCAUUUUUAACAUGGUUUCCUUUGAGUCUGUAUUUGCUGUAUACAACAGCUUGAAACACAAUAUAGGAAAAGAUGCAGAGAAAGUGAACCACUCAUGGACAGCUGUUUAAUUGGUAAUGCAAAUCAUCAGCAUGAGGCUGGUUACUGGUUUGCUUAUUGAGGCUUGGUAGUGCUUCCCAAGUUUUCCCAAGUUGUGUUUCAAAGCUGUUGUAUACAGCCAACAGAGACUCAAAGGAAUCCAUGUUUAAAAUGAAUUGAGGCAAAAAUGUGAUUCUUUGUUGAACUAAUUUGCAUAUGCCAACCCAAAAUCCUUUGCGGUAGUAACAUCACAGCAGAUUGCGCAAGUCUUGUGGCUUGACUGGUGUGCAGAUUUUUGUUUAACUGUGUGUGUGUGUGUGUGUGUGUGUGUGUGUAUAUAUAUAUAUAUAUAUAUAUAUAUAUAUAUAUAUAUAUAUAUAUAUAUAUAUAUAUUCCAGAGCACUCACUCUUUCUCUAAACUGCAACUUCAAAGCUCACAGAUUUUUAUUUUUAUUUUUUUUUAAACACCUAACUUAGGCAAAAAAAAAAUGGGGGUUUAGUUACAGUAUAUGAUCAUAUAUUGCAUAAGCCUGCCACAACGUCAAUGUAUCCCAUUGGCAGACUUAUGCAAUGCAUGAUUAUAUACUGUAACUAAACCUUAUUGGUUUUUCAUGUGUGUUGUUUUUCCUAAUAUACCGCAUUAGUUGGUGCCUUAUGAAUAAUAUGUACAAUUUAGGAGAAGCCAUCAGGACACACAAAGCCAAACAACCGCCUUUGGAGGUACAGAAACAUUCUAUGGAACUCCCUUCUAUUAAGUUAAAAGGAGUUAGUAACAAAGAAGCUGCAGAGGAAUGGUUAGCGCAAGCAAGAAAAGAGACUGGCAUACAAAGCUCUAAUACUGUAAGUACCUUUUAUAACAUAUACAGUUCUUUAAACACUUGUCUGUCUGCACAUCUGCAUGACCACCACAGCUGCUGAUUAGAAAUGGUGAAUUUUAACCCCUUAGUAACCGCGGGAAAAAAACCGUCCUUAGGGACCGCGGACGUACCUGAUACGUCCGCGGCUAAUGAGAGCGCGGGAAGCGAUAAUGAUAGCUUCCAGGCGCUCUAACGGUAUUGCAACGAUGCCUCGCUGUCAAGGCAUCUUGCAAUACCCCUCCUCACUGCCGGGCCUUCUGGGUUGCCCCACGUGGUGCCUAGCAGUGAGGCAGAGCAUCGGAAGCCAUCAGGGGUAUGUUCAGUAUUUUUUAGUGGCCACUUAGUCAGAAACACUGGCCAAAGUUAGCGUUCAUAAUUGUUUUUUUUACAUUUUUAACACACAAACAAAUAUAAAUGCUAACUUUGGCCAGUGUUUGUGACUAAAUGGCUACUAAACAAGACUGGACAUUCCCCAUAUUGAAUACCCUGGGUUGUCUAAUUUUCAAAAAUAUAUGGUUUGAGUGGGGUAAAUUACAUUGGCCGGCUUCAAAAAAAUUUCCCAAAUAGGACAUGGGUGCAUGAUGACCAUCUGUGAAAAUUCCAAGAUGGAAAACGCACCCUCCAAAUAAGGUCUUUUAGUCCCCAGAAAACCCGACACACCUAUACGUGGGUGGUAUCACUGUACUCAGGAGAUGUUGCUGAACUUGUCAGUAACCCUUAAACUUCUCUGUACAUGUAUUCUUCAAUUGCUAUGUGUGUCAAAAAAAUCACCAAUUAUUAUAAUUAUUUUGAAAUUUGGCAUAGAUUGGUGGUAAAAUGGCUGCAUGAAAAGAGUCAAACUACCCCAAGUUUAAUACCCUAGGUUGUCUUCUUUUAAAAAAUCUACACAUGUAAAGGGUUAUUCAGGGAUUCCUGACAGAUAGCAGUGUUACAAUGUAACUUGCGUUCAUUAAAAAAGGGUCUGGAAAUCGCAAAGUGCGUCCUGUACUUAUAGCCCUAUAACUUUCCAAAAAAAGCUAUGUACAAGUUUACAUUGGGUAUAUCUAAACUCAGGACAAAAUUUAGAAACUAUUUAGCACGGGUGUUUGUUGGCAGUUGUAGAUGCGUAACAGAGUUUUGGGGUCAAAGUUAGAAAAGGUGUUUUGUUUUUGUUUUUUUUUCUUCAUUUUUUCAUUAUAUUUUAUAAUUGGUUUUAUAGUAAAUUAUACAAUAUGCUGAAAAUAGUAUCUUUAGAAAGACCAUUUAAUGUGGAGAAAAAAGGUAUAUAAUAUGUGUGGGUUCAGUAAAUGAAUAAUGAGGAAAAUUACAACUAAACACAAACACAGAUGAAAUGAAAAACAGCCCUGGUCCUAAAAGGUAAGAAAAUUGAAAAGCAGUCUGGUCACUAAGGGGUUAAAGUGCACCUUUAAUGCAAAUCUGACAGUGUCCGUUUUUCUAAAGCCAUCUUGGUAACAACACUUCAGCUUUCUGAAGUGCUUUGUGUCUAGAGUCUCUUAUUUUAUGUUUAGAAAAGUGCAGAUUUUCAAAAAACAUUGGCGCUUUAUACUUGGAGACAGAAACACACCACUGGCUGUUGGAUGAUCAGGGAGGUUAUCUUCAUCUCCCAUUAACCAAAAGUUGUGGCUGUUUUGUAUGUUUUCGUUUGUUUACCUCUGUCUACUGUACUAUUAACUCCAAUAACCAUUAGGGAUCGACCGAUUAUCGGUUUUACCGAUAUAAUCGGCCGAUAUUCGGUAUUUUCGGCAAUAUCGGUAUCGGCCAAUUCAGAUACCGAUAUUGCCGAUAAUACCUCCUAGGACCGCCAGGCUCAUUACAAGCCCGGCGGUCCUGGGGGGCGGAGAGCAAGCGCUUACUCACCUCCCAGCAGCUCCUCCAGCUCCCCAGUGCAACUCUCGCGAGACCCGCGGCCGUCAGAGCGUUGCCAUGGAUCACCAUGGCAACGCUCCGCGCGACACGCUGGCCGCGAGAGUUACACUGGGGAGCUGGAGGAGCUGCUGGGAGGUGAGUAAGCGCUUGCUCUCCGCCCCCCCCCCCAGCUCAGCCAAUACCACUGGACCACCAGGAACUGUCAUAUCCCCCCUCCCUGGCCAGGUAACAAGCAGGGAGGGGGGACAAAAAAUAAUAAUUAAAUAUAUAUAUAUAAAAAUAAUUUAAUAAAAAAUUCCCCCUCACACACUCCAUUAUAUACACAGACACUACACAAACACACUGUGUAUAUAAUGCAGUGUGUGUUUGUAUAGUGUGUGUUUGUAUACAAUGCACACAAAUACACUGCAUUAUAUACACACUGCAUUAUAUACACACACACAAACUGCAUUAUAUACACACACACAAACUGCAUUAUAUACACACACUAUACAAACACACUGUGUAUAUAAUGCAGUGUGUGUUUGUGUAGUGUGUGUAUAUAAUGCAGUGUAUUUGUGUAGUGUGUGUAUAUAAUGCAGUGUAUUUGUGUAGUGUGUGUAUAUAAUGCAGUGUAUUUGUGUAGUGUGUGUAUAUAAUGCAGUGUAUUUGUGUAGUGUGUGUAUAUAAUGCAGUGUAUUUGUGUAGUGUGUGUAUAUAAUGCAGUGUAUUUGUGUAGUGUGUGUAUAUAAUGCAGUGUAUUUGUGUAGUGUGUGUAUAUAAUGCAGUGUAUUUGUGUAGUGUGUGUAUAUAAUGCAGUGUAUUUGUGUAGUGUGUGUAUAUAAUGCAGUGUAUUUGUGUAGUGUGUUUAUAUAAUUCAGUGUGUGUUUGUGCAGUGUGUGUUUGUGCAGUGUGUGUAUAUAAUGCAGUGUGUGUGUUUGUGUAGUGUUUAUAUAAUGCAGUGUUUGUGUGUGUAGUGUGUGUAUAUAAUGCAGUGUGUUUGCAUAGUGUGUGUAUAUAAUGCAGUGUGUUUGCAUAGUGUGUGUAUAUAAUGCAGUGUAUUUGCAUAGUGUGUUUAUAUAAUGCACACUACACAAACACACUGCAUUAUAUACACACACUAUACAAACACACACUACAUUCACUAUACACACACACUACACAAAUACACACACACACUCUGCAUUCAUUAUAUACACACACACUUUGCAUUUAGUAUAUACAGCAUUCACUUUACGCACACUACCCACACACUACACAAACACUCUGCUUUCAUUAUAUACACACUACACUAAUACACACUGCAUCCACUACACACACUAAACAAAUACACACUGCAUCCACUACACACACUAAACAAAUACACACUGCAUCCACUACACAAACACACAUUGCAUCCUCCACACACACUACACAAACACACACUGCAUCCACAACCCACACACUACACAAACACACACUGCAUCCACAACCCACACACUACACAAACACACACUGCAUCCACUACACACACACACACUACACAAAGACACACACUGCAUCCACUACACAAAGACACACACUGCAUCCACUACACACACACACAGCUCCCCUGUCACACUGCAUCCACUACACGUGGCAUGUAUAUUUUGUGCAUUUACCUUUAGAAAUAGUUUUUAUUUUCCAAAAUGGUAAAUGUACAGAAUAUCGGCAAAUUAUAUCGGCUAUCGGCCUGAAAGUUCACAGAAUAUCGGUAUCGGUAUCGGCUCUAAAAAAUCAAUAUCGGUCGAUCCCUAAUAACCAUUUCAUUUGAUAAGUGACCGUUCUAUUUUAGUCAUUUUAUGUCACUUUUGCAGUGUAUAGAAUGUCAAAUGUAGAUUUAAAAAAAAAAAAAAAAAAAAAAUACAACCUUUUGCACAUUUUUCUUUUCAAGCAUUUACCUGUUAAUCUGGUGAUUCAGUUGAUAUAUAUUUCUUUUUUUGCAACAAUUUAGUAGAUAUAACCCGAUGAAAACGUGCAUGGAUACAUUUCUGCAUGUUUGUAUCUAAAAAAAAAAAAACACUUGCACAAGGUGCAGACCUGUUGUCUGCAGCCUUUGCAAGCCCUCCCUUUUUCACCUUCUUAUUGAGAAGCCUCUAUGCUGGAGUGGUGAGCACAUGCAUGUGGCUUUCCAAUGAUUCUCAAUGUAAUACAGCUCAUUGAGAAAGGGGGAUCUCUGUGGAGGUAACAGAAAAGAGGGGAAAAAAAAUUGUUCAAAAGUGACGGUCUCUAAGCACAUAAGGCACUUGAGCAAGCUAAAAUGCUUUGUGCAUUGAGUAUCUGUUUAAGAUGAAAAAAACAAGUAGCAAGAGAAGUGAGAAUGGACAACCGCCUCAAUUAGCCUGCCCUUUGGUGGGUCCCCUCUCAGAUCUCAAGCUGAUUUUAGCUCAACUUGUGCCAUUACAGAGAGAACAUAUCUAAAGCAUAUCAGACUGGUCCCACCCUUACGGACAGUCCAGAUCCGAAAUGCCACAAGGUUCCCUCUGCACGAGAGAUACGGCAACCCCAGACGAUUGUUUCAACCUUGUGAGGUAUAGCCAACAUUCUAAAGUCCCUCCUUUACCACCCCACCCAUGAGCAGAGUGGGAGCUCGAAAACUCAACCCUGUGUACACUAGAAAGUCCUGCCCAGCCCACAUGCAAAGGCAGCAGGUGGGGGCUACUUCAGUAACGAGGGAAAAUCCCACUGUUUUCUGCCUUCCUCUCCCAAAUAAUAUUGAGAGGGAUUAAUAAAUCCCUUUAAAGUAACAAAACUGUUUAAAUUCACAAAUCUUAUUUCUUAAAUCUUUUCUUCAUUUCCAGAAAAGGCCAAAAAGAAGCAGUUAUAUCCUGAUGCUACUAUAAAAAUAAAUAAAUAAAUAAAGACUGGGGGAAAAAAAAGAUAUAAAAAAACAUGAUGCCAAAAAUAAAGAAAAUCCCUCCUCCUUCACCAUAAGAUUGUUGCAUGCAUAAUGAGCUUUUACAUAGUCACUAGGUUUUGGGUGAAGGAGGAGAGGGUUUGUCUGUUGCCAUACAUCCAUAUGGUGUAGAAUUUGGACAAAUCACGUUUCAUCCAUUAUCCAGUCUAAACAAGUGUAGUAAUAAUUAUUAGAAUAUAUGGAAUUCUUAGCACUUAUUGUUUUCAUGUUUGUAACCUGUUUGUUUGCAGAGCCUGUCACAGGGGGAAAAGGAACAGCUCCAAAAACGAGCUGAAUAUUUGAAACAGAAAAGAGACCAGUUACUAGGAAAAAAGCUGGAUUUGAAGAAAACCGUAAAUAGCUCUAAGGAAGAAGCAACAACCUCUACACGGGUAAGACAUAUGUAUAUAUUACAAUUAUUCAGAUAAUUUAAGCUCCUGCCCCACCUCCCCUCCAUUUGAAAUCUAAAGAGUGAGCUCAUCAUUGUUAAGGCUACCACUAUGUUACAGUAUCUCAAUAUCGGUGGGUCCUACACUAAUUUUAACAUGCCAACUGCAAUACGGUUUCCAGAGAUUGUUCUCAAUUUAUGCGUUCCUGUGGUCACCUUCAGUGGGGCAAUUCUAGUGGAUGGGUGGGGGUGUUAAGCCCAAAAUACACUCUUCUGUCCAGCCUCAAGAUGUAAAAUAUUAGUGCAAGCCCGUUGAAACCAUUUUCUCUUGCUUGUUAGUAAGGUUGUAUUUUAAUCCGAUCUUACAACACACUGUCAUGUCUCCACCUGCUAAUCACACACGUGAGGCUCCUGCAGGCUCUAGCAGAGAAAUAACAGGAGGAGCUAAAAGUUUCUAAAUUAAAUACACUAUGCAACAGGGCCGGACUGGGAAUGCAGAACAGCCCUGGAAAAAAAUGUAUGCCAGCCCUAUAAGCAGGGCCAGACUGGCCCACCGGGAUCUCUGGAAAUAUCCCUCCCGGUAGGCUGCAGAACAUGGGGUUGGGCAGGCUGCCCUAAUACCAUUUAAAUUUCCCUUCAGACUCUCAGUUAAGGAGGGAGGUGCUAGGGGCUGGUGUGGCCACAUUGAGGCUGCGACAGCCCUGCACUCAAACUCUGCCCUGCUCUUAAGCCUCAUGUGCUUGUCUGUGCCAGCAUGUGAGUAUGCUUAUUGGAUCAUUUUAAAUUUUUUUACCCCCGAAAGGAACAAUAUUUUGAAUUAUAAAAAGGAACAUACUAAUAAAAGUAUAUAUAUUUUUAUAUAUCCACUUCAGUGAUAAUGACCCCAAAUUGAGUAAUGUUGUGGCAGGCUUUUAUGCAAUGUAUGAUCAUAUACUGUAACUAAACCUCCAUUAUAUUUUUGCCUAGGUGAGGUGAUUUUAAAUAAAACUAUUACAUUCUAAAAAACUUCAUAUUGCUGUUUAGUGAAGUGUGUGUGUAUGUAUAUAGUGUGUGUGUGUGUGUGUGUGUGUGUGUGUGUGUGUGUGUAUAUAUAUAUAUAUAUAUAUAGUGUGUAUGUAUAUAUACAGUUGCAAGAAAAAGUAUGUGAACCCUUUGGAAUGAUAUGGAUUUCUGCACAAAUUGGUCAUAAAAUGUGAUCUGAUCAUCAUCUAAGUCACAACAAUAGACAAUCACAGUCUGUGUCACGGCAAGGGUGUAUAAUUUUUUAAUACGCUAUGGAAUAUCAUUUUUUAAUGUAAUUUGUGUAGUAAAUGGCACAAAUUACAGAGAUGCUAUUGCUGAGGUCAACAGGGGUUACAUCUUUUGAAGCUGGGACCCCCACAGAGGUCAGAUGACAGAAGGGGUAGUGUGAAUGGCAUAGCAAUGUGAAAAGGAUUUUACUAUAUGGAUGUGAAGUAAUCAAGGAUCUGCAAGGUGUGAGGUUCUACACUUGGAAAAGUCUGAAUGUCUCUUCAUCCAUUUGGCAUGUACCUUGUAAAGGAUAGUUCAAUCAUUCGAAAUGGUAAUGGGAUUCGUUUCAUGAAGAUCCUUGUGUUCCAGUAUCUUAUCCAAGUGAAACAUUCAUACUUACCCACAGGUUAAUAAUUAAGCCUAAUUUUUAUUAUAUUUGGAAUGGGACAAGCCCAAUCUUUUAAUUAAGCCCAAACAUGAGUUGCACAACUUAAACCGUGUGGCAGGACUUGUGAUGUCCAUCCUAUUGGAUCGUGGGCGGGGCAUGCAACAUGUCUUUGGAAUGGGAAAACAAUAACAAAUUCAUAGAGGCAAUUAUUAUUUCUGUGGCAAGUACAGUAGAGGAGAUAAAACCUGAAACAAAGGACUGGAUGAGGCGUGGCAAUUCACAGGGUAUAUCUCCUGUGAUCCUGAAGGGUGUUUGUGUACUUGCUUGGGGCCAAGAUCUAAUUUUGAGUGAGUCACCAUCUUUCCUUGCCAGAGACCCCCUGGACAGAAGUUGUACUUUCAAAACCUAAGUGAGUAAUUAGGACUUCUGUAUUUUAUCCUUUUUGUUUUUAUCUGUUGUUGGUGUAAAUAAUUUGUUUAUCAUAUAUUGUUAUAAGCACUGUGAUAAAUGUUUGCUCAUAAUAAACAUUCAUUUAUUAAGUUCUUCCUUUGUCUGGUUAAGAAUCACGUUACCUGAAGAGACUAGUUAGUAUUUUUGUAAUUCCUGGAAUAUUGUAUUAAGUAAUAUUUGGUGGGUUUUAUUGUUGAUUUACCUGGGGGACCAAGGCACCGCAUUUAUAAAUUGUCUUGGUGGUGGCAGCAUUAAAAUAGUAAUAGUUAUAUUAUUAUGUUUAAGUGUGGGUGGUGUUAAAGGGGGAUUUUGUCAUUAUUUCCGGUCUAGUGCAGACAAAUAGUGAACUUUAACCCGUUAACAACCACAACUACGUCACGCGCACUCUUGGAGUAGUGUGCGUUCGUGACAGUCUGCUUAAACUAAUAACACACAAAGAAUGAAAUGUUGCCUUGUUUUUAUUGAACACACCAUGUAAACAUUCUCAGUGAAUGUGGAAAAAGUAUGUGAAACCCUAGACUUAUCACAUCUCCAAGAGCUAAUUGGAGUGAGAUGUCAGCCAACUGGAGUCCAAUCAAUGAGAUGAGAUUGGAGGUGUUGGUUACAGAUGCCCUGCCCUAUAAAAAAAACACACACCAGUUCUGGGUUUGCUUUUUACAAGAAGCAUUGCCUGAUGUGAAUGAUGCCUUGCACAAAAGAGCUCUCAAAAGACCUACGAUUAAGAAUUGUUGACUUGCAUAAAGCUGAAAAGGGUUAUAAAAGUAUCUCCAAAAGCCUUGCUGUUAAUCAGUCCAUGGUAAGACAAAUUGUCUAUAAAUGGAGAAAGUUCAGCACUGCUGCUACUCUCCCUAGGAGUGGCCGUCCUGUAAAGAUGACUGCAAGAGCACAGCGCAGACUGCUCAAUGAGGUGAAGAAGAAUCCUAGAGUGUCAGCUAAAGACUUACAAAAGUCACUGGCAAAUGCUAACAUCCCUGUUAGCGAAUCUACAAUACGUAAAACACUAAACAAGAAUGGAUUUCAUGGGAGGAUCCCACAGAGGAAGCCACUGCUGUCCAAACAAAACAUUGCUGCACAUUUACAGUUUGCACAAGAGCACCUGGAUGUUCCACAGCAGUACUGGCAAAAUAUUCUGUGGACAGAUGAAACCAAAGUUGAGUUGUUUGGAAGAAACACACAACACUGUGUGGCAAAAAAAAGGCACAGCGCACCAACAUCAAAACCUCAUCCCAACUGGUGGGGGGGGCAUCAUGGUUUGGGGCUGCUUUGCUAUGUUAGGGCCUGGAUGGAUUGCUAUCAUCGAAGGAAAAAUGAAUUCCCAAGUUUAUCAAGACAUUUUGCAGGAGAACUUAAGGCCAUCUGUCUACCAGCUGAAGCUCAACAGAAGAUGGAUGUUGCAACAGGACAAUGACCCAAAGCAUAGAAGUAAAUCAACAACAGAAUGGCUUAAACAGAAGAAAAUACGCCUUCUGAAGUGGCCCAGUCAGAGUCCUGACCUCAACCCGAUUGAGAUGCUGUGGCAUGACCUCAAGAAAGCGAUUCACACCAGACAUCCCAAGAAUAUUGCUGAACUGAAACAGUUCUGUAAAGAGGAAUGGUCAAGAAUUACUCCUGACCAUUGUGCACGUCUGAUCUGCAACUACAGGAAACGUUUGGUUGAAGUUAUUGCUGCCAAAGGAGGUUCAACCAGUUAUUAAAUCCAAGGGUUCACAUACUUUUUCCACCUGCACUGUGAAUGUUUACAUGGUGUGUUUAUUAAAAACAUGCCAACAUUUCAUUCUUUGUAUGUUAUUAGUUUAAGCAGACUGUGAUUGUCUAUUGUUGUGACUUAGAUGAUGAUCAGAUCACAUUUUAUGAACAAUUUGUGCAGAAAUCCAUAUCGUUCCAAAGGGUUCACAUACUUUUUCUUGCAACUGUGUGUAUGUGUAUAUAUAUACACACAAUAUAAAAAAUAGUUGGUUGCACUCUCGGAAUUCAGUUCAUCUUGUGAUCCUGAUGAAAGUCCACAAGAUGGACUUCAAUGGAAUUCCGAGAGUGCAACCAUCUAUUUUUCUAUUUGGAUAUUUAAGCCCUGGCACUGCACCCGGUUAAAAAAAAUUUGGAGCCUGAGUGCAGGGUACAGUCUAUCUCUUUUUUUUUAAUUUUUUUUUUAUAUAAUAUUCUCUCAUACAGCAUUUUCCAUAGUGUUUGUAUAUACACUUUCACAAGCAAAUAAAAAGCAAGCUUUCUUGAGUUGCAUGAGUUACAUUUUUAAAUGAAUGCAUCUAGCUAAAUUGGUAGGCCACAUAUAUUUGUGGUAAAUAGGAGAGCCACAUUCAAUUCCUAACAUCUCCUUUACCUCCAAAGCUCAUUUGCCAAAUAAAUUGGUUAUAUUCUUACUGCUGCCUUACUAGAAUUAGAUCAAAUAAGAUAUUUUUUGUUUGAUUACGAUGUAAUUACAAUAUUUUAUUACAGGAACUAACUGAAGAUGAAAUAAAGAAUUUAGAGAAGAGGAAACGCCUUGCUGAGAAGCUUAAAGAAGAAGUUAUCAAUAAAUGAGUAGAUUAGGUUCCUUCAUGCCCCUUCUUUAACUUCAACUAUUUGCCAAAGUUCUUACUAUAUUUUUUUUGUAUGCUUUAAAACUUCGUUACUUGAUUUGUACAGUUAAAGAUAGAAGUAUAAAUUCAUUAUUGCUUGAGAAAAUAGACCAUAAAUUAAAUUAUACGAUG
Pelobates cultripes (western spadefoot toad) is the source of this 29234-nucleotide messenger RNA. Lineage: Eukaryota; Metazoa; Chordata; Amphibia; Anura; Pelobatidae. The record is from the annotation of a GenBank genome assembly.